This is a messenger RNA of Wasmannia auropunctata (little fire ant), 1174 nucleotides long. Its product is annotated as peptidyl-prolyl cis-trans isomerase H. The transcript has 2 exons. Gene Ontology annotation, cellular component: intracellular membrane-bounded organelle. Gene Ontology annotation, biological process: protein folding; protein peptidyl-prolyl isomerization. Gene Ontology annotation, molecular function: peptidyl-prolyl cis-trans isomerase activity. The record is from RefSeq and is a predicted model, not a curated record. NCBI's taxonomy places the organism in Eukaryota, Metazoa, Arthropoda, Insecta, Hymenoptera, Formicidae. Bases 487 to 1041 code for a protein of 184 amino acids.
AUCGUAAUUGAGCACCACUGGCAACCACGCGUGUUUUCCACGUUAAGUCCACGCGUCUCGGAGCCCGUGCCGCUUCUCGUAUUGCCAAUCAGUCCCGUGUGAGUGCGAGACGCGUGCCGACGCAGCGUCGAGUGACUUCUCCCUGAUUAUCGAGAGAAAAGCGUAUCGCAGAGGCGCACGCCUAACCUCCUCUCGUCGCCGCCGUGCCGCCGAGACUCGCGAUACCACGAGGAUCGCUGAAAGGUGCGUUUACGUCAGUUUACGUUGAGAUACCUACUGCAAGUGAAUCGUAACGCGACGCUCGUCUCCUUCGUUACUCCGGCGUUGCUUCGAGACACUGAUCUUAGGCUGUUUUGCGCAAAUUGUUCGCCGCAUAAUCCGUUCCGGAGGUAACCUAACCUACAAGGGCACUUCCCAUUAAGAAGGCUUCUCGAAGAAGAGCUUCCGCGACGAGUGUGUGCUCUCGGCAUCAGGGUCUGAGCAAUCAUGCCUACGUGGAAUCAGAUUCAGACGCAGCUGCGAAACCCCAAUAACCCGGUCGUGUUCUUCGACGUGUCGGUGGGCACCACGGAGAUAGGUCGCAUGAUCUUCGAGCUGUUCGAGGACGUCUGUCCGAAGACGUCGGAGAACUUCCGGCAGUUUUGCACGGGGGAGUACAGAAAGGACGGCGUGCCGCUGGGCUUCAAGGGUGCCAUCUUCCACCGGGUGAUCAAGGACUUUAUGAUACAAGGCGGUGACUUCGUCAACGGCGACGGCACCGGGGUGCUGAGCAUCUACAGCGGCGGUACGUUCCCCGAUGAGAACUUCACGCUGAAGCACGACUCGCCCGGUCUGCUGUCGAUGGCGAACAGCGGCAAGGACACCAACGGCUGCCAGUUCUUCAUCACGUGCGCCAAGUGUAAUUUCUUGGACGGCAAACACGUUGUCUUCGGUAGAGUUAUCGAUGGUCUUCUCGUCAUGAGGAAAGUAGAGAACGUUCCCACCGGACCGAACAACAAGCCAAAGAUUCCAGUGACAAUAUCUCAAUGCGGACAGAUGUAGUAGCGAUAUUAUUUAGAAUCCAUGAACAUCCAUGAACUAAUAUUAUAUAUGAACUGUGACAGUUAUGAUAUAUUUAUAUCUCUGCAUUUACUUUUCCAACAACAUACAAUAAAAGUAUAAAUUUUGUAAUAUA